UUUUUUUUUUCUUUUUUUUUACGCCUGAAGUGUCAGUGAUCGCUGUCACAACCCCACUCGAGUAAAUGUUGCUUCUCACGGGGCUCAUCGAUCAUGGAGUUACUGGUUCGGUAUUUUGAUAGGAGCAACUCCGUUAGCUCUGACAUGACUCAGGAUCUUAUCAAGGAGGAGACCCUGAGAGAUGACCUGAGAUACUACUUCAUGAGCCCCUGUGAGAAGUACAGAACCCGUCGACACAUACCCUGGAAAAUGGGAGUCCAGAUUCUGAAGAUCGUCAUGAUCACUACACAACUCAUCCUGUUUGGCCUCAACAACCAGCUGGUGGUUGCCUAUAAGGAGGAAACCACCAUUGCCCUGAAAAACCUUUUCCUGAAAGGAUACACUGGGGUGGAUGAGGAUGACUAUAGUGUAGCUGUUUAUACACAGAAGGCUGUGUUUGACAGCCUCUUUUACGUCCUUGAUCAGGCAAGUACAGAAAUUAAAGCUACUCAAAUGGAGAUUCGCACACAAUUGUUAACUUUUUUUCCCUCCUUUUUAUUAUUUACUCUUAUUGAACAAGAACUCAGGAUUUGUUCAUGCUGCUCUUAUAUUCUUUCUUAUUUUUUCUCUACUCUCUUUGUCUCCUGUAAGAGUCUGACAAGUUAUGACGUGUGCAGCAUCUUCCUGGGAACCUCGACGUUGUUGGUCUGGGUCGGGGUGAUCAGRUACCUUGGAUACUUCCAGAAAUAUAAUGUCUUGAUUUUAACCAUGAAAGCAGCCUUUCCUAAAGUCCUCCGUUUCUGCUGCUGYGCUGGCAUGAUCUACCUCGGUUACACGUUCUGCGGGUGGAUCGUACUCGGACCGUACCAYGAAAAGUUUGAGGGCCUGAGUCGAGUUGCAGAGUGUCUGUUCUCUCUGCUGAACGGCGACGACAUGUUCACUACCUUUGCCCAGCUGAAGGACAAAAAUAUCCUGGUGUGGGUCUUCAGYCGGGCUUACCUCUACUCCUUCAUCUCACUGUUCAUCUACAUGGUGCUGUCCCUCUUCAUCGCCCUCAUCACCGACUCUUAUGAGACCAUAAAGAACUAUCAGAGGGACGGGUUCCCGCUCACUGAUCUACAGAAAUUUCUUCUGGGACAUAAAGAUUUUCCUGUUCAAGAAGAAAUCGGCCAGACAGAAGUUGAGCUCAGUAACUCUAUACGUCGCUGCUACUGCUGCCAACGGGCUCCACCACCUGAUGAUGUCAUACUAAUAAGCUGAAGGCAGGCCCACUUCCAGGAGAGCUGCUUUUUUGGAAGUUUCUGGAACCAGGACGUUCCUUCUCUGAGGCAGUCUCAGAGUUCAAACGUUGCUGCCUUUAAAAAAAAGAAAGAAAAAAAAAAGGGAACAAAAAAAUAGAAAUCCAGGCACAUGUCGAGUUCAGGGCUAAAAUAUCCAAUAAAGUGUAACAGAAAACACAAAUCUGGACUCUGACCUGGAACUGAGAUGAAUUAUUUAAUAUAGUAGCAGAUUCCACUGUAUUUCAGGGUAUGGCGUAAAAGUUUACUGGGCCUUUUUUUUUUUUAGGUCUCCACGGGCACUUCAAGGCCAAAGAACUGUUUUCAGGGCAUUGCAAAAAUGGAUCCUGUGCAGGGCAGGAUGUAAAUUAUUCAAAUGUUGAAUAAAAUUUUGCUAUAAAACUUA
Molecule: messenger RNA, 1662 nt
Organism: Poecilia reticulata (guppy)
Lineage: Eukaryota; Metazoa; Chordata; Actinopteri; Cyprinodontiformes; Poeciliidae
Source: RefSeq, a predicted model, not a curated record